Molecule: messenger RNA, 5922 nt
Organism: Mytilus trossulus (common blue mussel)
Lineage: Eukaryota; Metazoa; Mollusca; Bivalvia; Mytilida; Mytilidae
Exons: 5
Coding region: 1-5922 (1973 amino acids)
Molecular function (GO): protein binding
Source: RefSeq, a predicted model, not a curated record
AUGAUCUAUGAUAGUGAUGAUGUUCCAGAUUCUAGGAAAUUUGAUGUAUCUCUAAUGAUAUUAUUACUUAGAAAUCUGACAACAUUGGUCCCACCUAGUAGUGGAUAUGAAACUCUACCUUUAUCAUCAGAAACUACACCUGCUGCUGAUUUAGCCAGAAUUAAGUAUUAUAGGAAUUUUUUAGCUCAUUUGGAUGAUGGUAACAUAGACAGUACCAUGUUCUCCACAGCAUGGGAUGAAAUAACUGAUGCAAUUGGCAGAAUAGGUGGACAGCAUAUGAAACAGGAGUGUGAUAAUUUAAAAAGCAAAACCUUAGACCAAAGUAGCCAAGAGAUCAUGUUAGACAUCAAGAAUUCAAACGAUGAAAUAAAGGAGUUGAAAAUGUCAGUUGAGAGCUUGAAAGAAGUCAGUGAAGAUACACUACCUUGGAAUGUUAGAGAACAAAACAACCAGAUACUUGAAGACUGGAAAACCAAUGAUCAUAUGUUUAUAAACACUAGAGCUGCAAAACAUAUUCUGCAAUGUGUAAAAAAGAACAAUUGUGUGACAAUUACUGCUAGUUCUGGUGCGGGCAAGACGGCUACGCUCCGACAUGUAGCUUUACAAAUGGCAUGUGAAGGAUAUGAUGUUCUGAUGGUAACAGAUCCGAGUGACGUUUUCAGGUUUUACAAUCCAAAGAAAAAAACAUUGUUUGUUAUUGAUGAUUUAUGUGGGAACUAUUCUUUAAACCAUACUGACACUAGAGUUUGGGAAACUGUAAUAAAACGAUUAAAAGGAAUACUUCAUAAACAAAUGACAAAAGUUAUUGUAGCAUGUCGGUUACAGGUAUACCAGGAUGCAAAAUUUGAAUCUUUAUCUGUUUUUAAGUCGUGUGUCUGUAACAUGUUAUUUGAUAGUUUGCGUUUGUCAAAACCUGAAAAACAAUUAAUAGCUGAGUUAUAUCUUAAAACAAAAGCCAAUGAAAUAGCUGAUUUCCACGAUUUAUACGAUUGUUUCCCACUUAUAUGCAAACUUUACUGUGAUAAUCCAAGCAGUUGCAUCACAGAUUUUUUUCAGAAUCCAUUUUCAGUUUAUGAAGCAGAGAUAAACAAACUGCGUUCAAAAGGAUAUUAUGCCAAGUACGUUGCGUUGGCUUUAUGUGUCAUUUUUAACAACAGACUGAAAGAAGAAUAUUUGACAGAUGAAGUUGAUGACGACACACGGACUAUCAUUGCAAACACUUGUGAGGCAUGUAGGCUGGACAGCGGAACAUCCAGACUCAUUCUAAAAGAUGAACUAGAUUCACUUUUAUAUACAUUCAUAAAGAAGGAACAACAAGUAUAUAAAAUUAUACACGAUAAAAUAUUUGACUUUCUCACCUUUCAUUUUGGACAGGAGAUAAUCCAGUGCUUAAUUAAAAAUGCACAUAGCAGUUUGAUAAUGGAACGAUUUUUAUUAGAAAGUCAGAUAAAUGCAGACCAGUUUAUAACAACUGUGCCUCGUAAGUAUCAUCAAAUGUAUAUUAAAAGAAUGAUUGAUGACUGGUUCAAAGGUAAUGUAAAGGACGUAUUUUCAAAUAUUAAUAUGAAAAUUCCACAGUUCAGGCAAAGAUUUUUAUGGUGCUUAGAGGAACUUGACAUACCUUACCAGAAACAGUUAGCUCACACGAAUGACAUAAACAACAAUGAUACUAUACUGUUAAUAUGUUGCUUAGUUGGUGAUAUUGCCAUGGUUAAGUGGUGUUUGAAUCACGAUGUUGAUGUUAAUCAAUCAAGGGAUGAUGAAACAACUCCAGCCCAUGUAGCUGCCACGGAAGGUCAAACAGAAAUAAUACGAUUGUUGUUAGACAGAGGAGUAGAUUAUAAUAAAUGUAACAAUGAAGGUUGGUCACCUGUUAUUUGUGCAUGUAACAGAGGUCAUACUGAAAUUUUAAAGAUGUUCGUGGAUAAGGGAGUAGAAUACAAUAAAUGUGAGAAUGAUGGUAGGUCGCCUAUCAUAUUUGCUUGCAUCGGCGGUCAUACAGAAACAGCAAAUAUAUUGCUGGACGUUGGGGCAGAUUAUAGGACAUGUGAUAAUUUUGGUAACUCACCGUUGAUGUAUGCUUGUAAGAAAGGAUCUACAAAAAUAGUUAAAGAUUUGUUAGACAGAGAAGUAAAUUAUGAUAUAUGCAACAACGAAGGUUGGUCUCCUGUUAUGUUUGCUUGUUCUGAAGGACAUACAGAAAUAGUAAGGAUUUUGUUAGAGAGAGGAGCAAAUUGUAACAACUUUAUAAACACCGGUUUCUCACCUCUUAUGGAUGCCAGUAAGAAUGGACGUAAAGAAAUAGUUAGAAUGUUGUUAAACAAAGGGGCAGAUCACAAUAAAUGUAACAAUAAGGGUUGGUCCCCUGUAAUGUUUGCUUGUUCUGAGGGGUAUAUAGAAAUAGUUCGAAUUUUAUUAGAGAAAGGGGCAGAUUAUGAUAAAUGUAACACUAACGGUUGGUCACCUGUGAUGUUAACUUGUUCUAAAGGGUACACAGAACUAACAAAAAUGUUGUUAAAAAGAGGGGUAGAUUAUAAUAAUUGUAACAUCGAUGGUUUGUCAGUUAUAAUGUGUGCUUGUAAAAAUGGAGGUAUAGAAAUAGUCAGAAUGCUUUUAGAUAUAAAUGCAAGUUUCGAUAAUUAUGACAUAGAUGGUUGGUCACCUGUAAUAGUUGCUUGUACCAGUGGACAUACAGAUAUAGUUUCUAUACUAUUAGACAGAGGAGCAGAUUUUAAUAGAUGUGACAACGAUGGUAGGUCACUUUUUAUGUUUGCAUGCUCUCAUGGGCACACAGAAUUAGUACGUGGUCUAUUAGACAGAGAAGUAGAUUAUAAUGCAUGUGACAAUGAUGGUUGGUCUCCUGUUAUGUUUGCUUGUUCUACAGGGCACAAAGACAUAGUGCGGAUGCUAUUAGAGAAAGGUGCAAUAAUUAAUAAUAUUGUAAAUAAAGGGUUAUCACCUUUGAUAUCUGCUAGUAAGAACGGACAUACAGAAAUAGUAAGAAUGUUAUUAGAAAACGGAGUAGAUUAUAAUAAAUGUAAUAAUAAGGGUAUGUCACCUAUUAUGGUUGCAUCUUUUGAAGGACGAAUUGAAACAGUACAGCUAUUAAUAGAGAGAGGGGCAGAAUAUAAUAGACGUGACAAUGACGGUAGGUCACCUGUAAUGUUUGCAAGUAGCAUGGGACAUAUUGAAAUAUUGAAAAUAUUAUUAGACAAGGGAGGAUAUUAUAAUAAUUGUAACAAUGAUGGUAAGACCCCAUUACAAUUAGCUUGUGUAAAUGGACAUACAGAAAUAGUUCGGACAUUAUUAGCGAUAGGCGCAGAAAAUAAAUGCGACUUCAAUGGUUGGUCACCAUUAAUGUCUGCAAGUGAGAAUGGUCACCUGGAAAUAGUUAACAUUUUAAUAGAAAAGGGAAAUAGUUGUAAUGAUGUUGACUGGGAAAACAUAUAUCGUGCAAGGUUUUUUUAUAUGCACUCAAGAGAUUCAAUAGGUUUUAAUCGUUUCAUGCAUAGAAGACAGAGGAAUAUAUUUUCAAUAACAAAUCAUUGGUCACCUUUAUUACUUGCAUGUGUCAAUGGACAUACCGAAAUAGUAAAUAUAUUGUUAAACAAUGGAGCAUCAUGGGUUUAUGAAUGUACCCUUGAUGGUUCAUCACCUUUAAUGUUUGCUUCUACUGCGGGACAUACACAAAUAGUUAGGAUGUUGUUAGAAAAAGGAGCAGAUUAUAAUAUGUGCAAAAAUGAUGGUUGGUCACCUAUAAUGGCUGCGUGCAGAUUUGGACAUGCUGAAAUAGUAAACAUGUUGUUAGACAAAGGGGUUGAUUAUAACAAAUGUGCCAGUGAUGGUUGGUCUCCUAUAUUGUACGCAUUUAGAUAUGGACAUACACAAAUUGUAAAAUUCCUGAUAGACAAAGGUGUUGAUUAUGAGAAAAUUGACAGUUAUGGUUGGCUUCCUGUGAAGUAUGCUUAUAAAUAUGGACAUGUAGAAAUAGUAAGAAUGUUGUUAGACAAAGAAAUAUAUUAUAAUGAAUGUGAUAAUGAUGGUUGGUUACCGGUAACGUUUGCAAGUAGACAUGGACAUACAGAAAUAGUCAGGAUGUUGGUAUCCAAAGGAAUUGAUGUUAAUAGAUGCGACAAGAAUGGGGUUUCACCGUUAAUUGCUGCUAGCAGAUAUGGACAUACUGUUGUCGUAAGAAUGUUGAUAAACAACGGAGUUAACUAUAACCAACUUGACCAUGAAGGCUGGUCGUCUUUAAUGCAUGCUUGUAGAUUUGGGCAUGCACAAAUAGUAAGGAUGUUGUUAAACUACGUAGUAGAUUAUAAUCAAUUUGAACAUGAAGGUUGGUCGUCUUUAAUGAACGCUUGUAGAUAUGGUCAUGUCAAAAUAGUAAGGAUGUUAUUGGACAUAGGAACAGAUUAUAAUAAAUGUAACAAUGAUGGUUGGUCACCAUUAAUUCAUGCUUGUAAAAAGGGAUAUAUAGAUAUAGUGAGAAUGUUGUUAGACAAAGGAGCUAAUUAUGAUAAAUGUGACAAUGAUGGUAUGUCUCCCUUAAUGUUUGCUUGUAGCAAUGGAUACAUAGAUAUAGCAACGGUGUUGGUAAACAGAGGAGCUGAUUAUAAUCAUGUUGACAAUGAUGGAUGGUCACCUUUAUUAUGUGGUUGUGACAAUGGACAUUUAGAAAUAGUAAAAAUGUUGCUAGAAAGAGAAAUAGAUGAUUUGGAUUAUUCUUUAUUGUUUGCAUGUGAGAAAGGGUAUACGGAAAUAGCAAGGAUGUUGGUCGACAAAGGCGUUGAUUAUGAUAACUAUGACGAUGAUGGCUGGUCACCUUUAACGUAUGCAUGCGACAACGGACAGACAGAAAUAGUGAGGAUGUUAUUAGACAGAGGAGUAAAUUGCAACACUCAUGAAUCUGAGGAAGCGUCACCUUUGAUAUGUGCAUGUAAGUUAGGUCAAACAGAUAUUGUAGAGAUGUUGUUAGACAAAGGAGUCGAUCUCAAAGUGUGCAGCGUUGAUAUUUGUUCAUCCAUAAUGAUUGCUUGUUUCUUUGGACAUACAGAUAUUGUAAGGAAAUUUCUAGAAAAGGGAGUAGAUUUUGAAAUAUGUGACAGUGAUGGUUACUCACCAUUUAUGUUUGCUUGUAGAAAUGGACAUACAGAAAUAGUAAGAAUGUUAAUUUUACAAACAGAUAUUAAUAAAUGUAAUGAUAAUGAUGGGUGGUCACCUUUAAUGUAUGCUUGUGACAAUGAUCAUACAGAUAUAGUCGUGAUAUUGAUUAACAAUGGAGUUGAUUGUAAUGCAUGUGACAAGAGUGGGUGGACACCAAUUAUGUCAGCUAGUAUUUAUGGAUAUGCAGAUCUAGUAAUUAUGUUGUUACACAAAGGAGCGCAAUGUGAUAAACGUACCAAUGAUGGUUGGUCACCUUUAAUGUAUGCUUGUGUGUAUGGAUACAAAAACGUAGUAGAGGUAUUGCUAGACAGCGGAGCUGAUUGUCAUAAAUGUAACCCUGAUGGUGAAUCACCAAUUGUGUUUGUAUGUAUGUAUGGUUAUAUGGACCUAGCAAUGAUGUUAAUAGACAGAAAAGUAGAUUAUAAUAAAUGUGACAAUGAUGGUUGGUCACCUUUGCUUUAUGCCUGUAAAAACGGACAUUAUUAUAUCGUAAUGAUAUUGCUAUUGAAAGGAGCAAAUUAUUAUAAAUGCAAUAAUGACGGUGAGUCACCAAUUAUGUGUGCCUGUGAGUAUGGACAUACAGAAAUAAUAAAGAUGCUGAUUGAUAAAGGAGCAGAUUAUACUAAAUUUGAUAAUAAUGGUCGGUCACCAAUAAUGGUUGCUUGUCAAAAUAGACAUUCAACAAUAGUAAAGAUGUUUAUAUUAAAAGGAGUAAAUUAUAAAAUAUGUGACAAUGAUGGUUUCCACCAUGACUAA